CAAAUAGCCUAAGAAUAUAAUGUAACACAUAUAUAAAUUAAAGGUGCACAGAGCAGUCAAUGAUAUAUGCUUCAGGCAAAAGUGAAAGCAGUAUGUUUGCAGGUGCUGAUCCUGCAUGGCAGAGAGUUAGCCAUAUUCAACAUCACAUGAGGUUAACUUAUAGUUAAAUAUUUUACAAACACAUUUUUGUUAAAUUGGCUAUUUAAAUUCGUAAACCAUAAACAAAAUACCACAGAAAAAAGUAACGACUGCGUUUCACCUGAACUAAUUUACGACCACCAUUAAAAAAUCCACAGCUUUCACAUUCAUGGGUCUCUAAAUAAGUCUAUAGUGUUGCUGAUUCUGACUGCUUGUUUAGGAAUCUUUCUCAUGGCGAAACGCUGGGAACCCCCUACAGCUUCUGCAUAAAAGACACAUCUUGGAGACGCAGAGGGUUAAUUUCAAGCCCCCGCCACUACCACCCACAUCUCCAAUUUGAAAGCCGCCUCUCUGCCGGGAGAGGAAGGCUCUUUUUCGGUCAGAUGGCGUGCUGCAGUCCGCCCCCGUCAUUCUCCAGCCCACACAGUCAGGGCAGCCAGCAACCAAUACGCUGCGCUGGAGGAGGAUUUCUGCCAGUGAUUUCAGACGAGGUACGAUACGCAAAAGGGAUUUACUACGCAAUCUGAGACGGGGAAGCUUUCGACAAUCGGUAACUGGUUUCACUCCGGGAGGACGUGUGACAUCGGUGAUUGGGAGGGACAUCUUUCGGUUAAAACACGUUGCAUCAGUCUACUUGACCUGAAAAGAGCUGUGUGCCAUGUCUCUGCCACGCACACUUGGGGAGUUGCAGCUCUAUCGGGUGCUGCAGAGGGCCAACCUGCUGGCCUAUUAUGAAACCUUCAUCCAGCAGGGUGGUGAUGAUGUGCAGCAGCUCUGUGAGGCAGCAGAGGAGGAGUUUCUUGAGAUCAUGGCACUAGUUGGCAUGGCCACCAAGCCACUGCAUGUGCGUAGGCUCCAGAAGGCCCUCCGAGACUGGGCGGCGAACCCUGCCCUUUUUAGCCAGCCCGUUUCCAACGUUCCUCUCGGUGGCAUUCCACUCUUCAAAGUGGAUGGGACGGGCAGUGGAUCAGCAGGCGGGCCCAGGAAGUGUGUGAGCAACGGGCAGCCAGGAUCACCGUGCGAAAGAGAAGAUCGGGCGUGUCUUACUCCAAUGCACAGUGGAAGUCCAAGAAGCCCUUGCUCUCAGGCUUCCCCUCAGCCGCCAGACACACACUAUAGGGAAAAACUCUCUCCUAUGGACCCACACUGGCUCAGCCCAGAGCCUGAGGGAAACUGCAACUUAGCAUCUGCAUCUGGACUAGAGGAGGAGCCACCCAGCCCGCCUCUGCUGUCAACGUGUCAUCCAGGUCCCUCCACGUCUCCUAGCCCCUCUGCUUCAUUUGCCCUGUCGGCCCUCUCAGCCUGGCCCGGAGGACAGCUGGAUGGGGAGACGGCGGGGGCAGUGGUGGAGAGCGUGGAUAGGCUCCUCAGGACUCUACCCAGGUCAGAUACUGCUGAGGUGAAUACUCUGCUUAGGAUGAACAAGAAGAUGGCAAAGGCUGUGGGACACAUCUUCAAAAUGGGGUCCCAGGAUGUGAACAAAGAAGAAGAGAUCCGGAAGUACAGUCUCAUUUAUGGCCGCUUUGACUCCAAGAGGAGAGAGGGGAAGCAGCUCACACAUCAUGAGUUGAUCAUCAAUGAAGCUGCAGCCCAGUUCUGUAUGCGCGACAAUGCCCUUUUGCUGAGACGGGUGGAGCUCUUUUCUUUGGCUCGGCAGGUGGCGAGAAAAUGUGCCUACACCUCCACACUAAAGCAUGCAAGGACAAAUGCAGAUGAGAGCAGUGUAAUGUCUCAGAAGAGAGCGAGAUAUGAGGUAAUCGUGCCUGAGAGUGUGUCGUUGGUUCUUGGAGUUGAGGGCUCGGAGGGCUUGACCCAGAGGGAAGAUGACGACGGCUUAUGUGCAGAAAGCGUGGACAGUGUGUCUCAUGACAUCGGCUCACAGUGCAACCAGUCUGCGUCCCCCCGUCCCCACACCGACACGUCCAACCCUGCCAACUGGAGUCGCCAACUCAUACAGCAAACACUAAUGGAUGAAGGGUUGAGAUUGGCUCGGAUGGUGUCACAUGACCGGGCUGGCAAGAUCAGCCUAGGGUCAGAGAGAACACACCCUACAGAGCAUGACAGUAAAGUGGAGAGGCGGAGCUUGAUAACAGCAUGCAGGAGCAGCAGCCCUUGCAUCACCAAAGACGACUCUAAUCACCGGGGGAAAUGAAAGCGCUCAUAUUUUGUCAGGGAACUUGUCCUCAGGCCUGCCACUGAACUCCACUCAGAGUCUGCUCGACUGGCUGCUAUUGAUGCCGACAUCUGAUGAGAGAGAAGACUCUUUUCGAUUUCCAAAUCAAUGCAGUGAUUAUCCAAAUUUACCAGCCACUGAUCUCAUGAACCUGCAGUGACUCCUAAACAAUGACAUUUUGGAUCAGAAAUGUUCUGAUUUUACUUUAUGUUCAGUAAAUGGUUAGGGGAUAAACCUUUUGUUGAUUUUCUUUCUACAAAUCCUGCAGAUUUUGGCUGAUAGUGGAAUAAUGUGCAGAUGUUAUCAGGAAAAAACUUAUUUUAUUGAGUUAGUCAGUUCAUUUAUAGUUCCGUGUGUUAACAGGGCCACCUGUUUCAGAUGGGUUCGACACAGCAGGGGGCACUGCUACUUAAAAAUUGACAACUUUCUUCAGUAACAUACUGGAGUAUGUCAAGGAAACUUAUGUACAUUUUCAGCAACUCAGAAUCCCCCAAAAAUAUUUUAUAACACUUUCAGCAGCUCUUUGCUCUCAGGAAAAAUAGAUGUUGUGUUUUUUUAAGUCAGCGUAUACUUUACGAUUACAUCAAUGGAAUAAUGAAUGGCACAUGCUGAUCUAAAUUUCCCGGAGCGUACAAUUAAACCGCUGUCGGGUUUAUUGACCUUUUGUCCUUGAAAACACAUUCCUGAGGGUUAAAAAAAAGAUUAAAGGUCUUCAUCAUCCUCUCCCUCACAACUUUCGCUAAUAUUUUGC
Molecule: messenger RNA, 3062 nt
Organism: Pseudoliparis swirei
Lineage: Eukaryota; Metazoa; Chordata; Actinopteri; Perciformes; Liparidae
Gene: nab2
Product: NGFI-A binding protein 2 (EGR1 binding protein 2)
Exons: 8
Coding region: 797-2290 (497 amino acids)
Biological process (GO): negative regulation of DNA-templated transcription
Cellular component (GO): nucleus
Molecular function (GO): transcription factor binding; transcription coregulator activity
Source: RefSeq, a predicted model, not a curated record